CGCAUGAACGGACCUGCGUCAUAUUAUUUCCUGUAGUCGUGGAACUCUUCGGAACUUAUACUAGCAAACUUUUUCUUUUCAACAUAAGGAAAAUUUCGUGACGCAUUUAGGUAUAUUUUAAACUUGUAUGUUUGUAAAUAUUGGUUUCUUUAACCUUUUUGUGAACGACUAUUUUCAAUUAGAUCAUUGUCUAUUCAACCCAACUGCGGUAAAACCUCAACUGUGUAUUAUAUUAGAUGUUAUUUAUUCAGGUCAAAAUUAGUUGCAUCAAACUUCACUCACUCUCACAGUUCACAGCCGCAGCCUGUGAAAAAAAAAAGAGUCACUUCUAAUUUUACCUUUGACUUAAAGCCAAAAGUUGGGCGUCAGUAGAGGAAAAGAAUUAGAAGUUUUGCCUUGAAUCCACUUUUCUUAUUAAUUUUACUUCUUCUGGAUACACUUUUUGGUAACACUUUUUAUUUACUAACUUUUGAGCUAGAUAGAAAAGACAUUAUUUAUUUAGACAAAAUAGCACCACUAAAUCUAAACUGGAAGUUUCAGUUGAAAAGAGUUGAACAUUCAUGACAGUUACUAAUACUCAUAUAGUAGGCCUAAAUUAUAAAUUAUACUAUAACUUAGUACUCCAUAACAGUAUAACUUGUAGUUUUGAUUAGGAGGCAGUAAUACCAAUAGUAUAAUAAGUAUGGUAGUAAGUAGACUUGACUUAUAUUUCCAUUAAUCAUUAAGGCAAGGCCUAGUUAUUAUUAAAUAUAGGCUAAUUCAAUACUGACAAUAGCCUGAAUGAUCAGUGAAUUAUUAUUUUUAAUUAUUAUCUUUGAAUGCAAGGAGUGGUAGAACAAAACAGCUCUGCUUGACCUGAUACAAUCAGUGAUUGUAUUAAAAAAAACAAAAUUGUAUAUUGCUAAGUAGCAAUAUGGUUUUUAAUCUACGAAGUGUCUACACGUCCGGCGCGCCUGACAAAUAGUGCGGGAGAUUUAUGUCUGGCGGGCAUGUCACUUGACCGCCGGACGACUGUUAAAGCGUUAUUAUUCCGGCAGAUCAUGUGACCAAGUGGUUGCCGUUAAAUUAUUGGAUUGCUUUUGAUAUUCCAAUAUUGUGUACAUAUAUUAGUCAGCCGAUCCGUAGAUAAUUAAUAAAUGCUGAACAUGUUAAUAUAAUCAAAUGCUCUGGGAUACAUAAACUGUUUGACUUUGAAUAUUAAACCAGUCGGCCUAAAUACUAACUAGUAGUAGGCCAACUAUCACUACUACCAUUACUAAUCUAUUUAUUCCGACUCUUCAAAGAAAAAAGUCCCAUAUCUCAGUUAAAUAUCUUGUAAAGCUCUACCUUGAAGCCUAAAUUUAAAAUACGAACCAAAUAAAAUAAAACCUAUGUCAAUAACGUUGUAUUUCAGGAUUAGUAUUUAGUAUUGCAUGAGAAGUAGGCUAAGCUACCACCAUAUCUGCCCUAUAUUAAGAUGUAGGGUUUAUCUCUUUGUAAACUAUCGGCCUCCUCGCCUUAAACGUAAUUAUUUAUCACCCCCAAUAUGACUUUGUUACAGCGGUCAUGUGACCUGGUCGCCGGACAAAAAGUGCGGGAGAUAUAAGUCCGGCCCGGCGCGCCGGAUGUGUAGACACUGCCUUUAAUCUAACUUUUUCAGGGGUAAACUAUUAACUAAUUACUAAUAAAGGAAGUUUUAAAAAUUAUUAUUAUUUCUUUCAAAAAAAGCUCUGCUAACAUCAUUUUACAUAUUUGAACGCAAUUGAAGAAAAAAAACACCAAAAAACUAACUAAUAAUAAUUACCUUUUAUAAAUAUUUCCAAGGUUUACCCGAUUCAAAAAGAAAAAAAUACUGUUUCAUUUUUGUAUCAACAAUAAUUCUAAUAUUGUUGCUAGGCCUAUAAUUAUAAGUGGCUCAAUAUAACAGGUUGUUUUGGCCAUAUUUAGCAUCAUGAAUCUACCAAGUAAUCCAAAUUUACAUAAAACACACUCACUGGGUCCGGAUUCUAGAUAAACUCCUAAAAUUGGCAGCUUACAGAUUUUCUAAUCAAUAGGCCUAAUGUUAAACAUUUGUAUAAUUCAUUACAACAAAUUGAAUGUUUAAAUCACUCAUAAUGCCAUGGAUACUACUUUUGUAAAUGCUAUGUUAACUGUGUUACUAUGUUAUGUCUCAUAUUUCAGGAUAACUGCUGGGUGAUGCCCAGGUUAGGACCAGAUCAAUGCUAGCCCGCAGGAGAAGGAAUAAUUCGGGCUCUGAUGGUCAGCAGCAGCAACAAAUAGCAUCCUCGAGUUAUCAGCAAGGACACAGCAGCCCAAGGCAACAAUCUCCACCACUUCCACCUUCUUCUCGUCCACAACAGCUAUUCACAGAUCCAGAUAUGACGUGCAGAGAUCGAUCAACAGAGUUUAUGUCUGUUGUAAAAUCGAUCCAGUCACGACAGGUAAGACAAUUUUUAGAUAUUUUAAAAUAAUUAAAAGAAACUCACCUAUGAUUUAACUUGACUCAUUAUUUUCCGGUAUUACUGUGAAUUGUUAGCUAAUUAAUAUCUGUAUAUAGCUAAUUAAUAUAUGUAUAUCUUUUCAGGGUAAUGGAGUGGUUCAAAAUCACAGAAACAGGGCCUUACAUGUCCGCAGCGAGUUCACCAAUAUUGCAAAGUAAAUAGUUUUUAAAGUUCAGUUUCUCUUUUGAAUAAUCAUAUAAUAUAUAACAAAUCUUGUUAUAGUCACACAGAAAUAAUCUUUUUUUUUGUUUAAUAAAUUUGAAAUUAUUCCACUGUAGGAUCUGUUACCUGUAUAAUAAAUUGAUUCUGAACUAGAAUUAGAUCAUGUAAAUGAUAAUAUUAUCAAUGCUGUAAAUUUAUUAUUACUUGUGUAUAUUGCUUUUAAAAACUUUCUGAAUAUUGUCUUAAUUUACAUAUUUCUAUUAUUUAGACGUAUAGGUAAAGACCUUGCCAACACAUUUGCCAAAUUAGAAAAGCUCACAAUAUGUAAGUUUUGGUGUUAUAUCUGUAUAUUUAAAGUUACAUAAUAACAGUGGAAUGUUAGCUGAAAUUUUAUCUAUAUUAAUUUUGUACUGUUCAUCUGAAUUUUUAAAAAUCUGUAUUACCAUAAUUGCAUUGGUUGCACCUGAAAUGUGUUUUUUUUUAAAAACUUCUUAUUAAUCAUUUGCCAUUAUCUACUUAUGCAGUGUGGGUUUUACAAAUUUAUAUAUAUUUUUUUUUUAAUUGCUUCCAGUGGCUAAACGAAAGGCAAUUUUUGAUGACAAGCCUUUGGAGAUUCAGGAGUUGACCUACAUCAUCAAACAAGAUAUCAACAGUCUGAAUGAUCAGAUCGCUCAGUUGCAGCAGGUGAGUAGUAUUUAGUCACAACUGCAGUAACUUAUCAUUGUCUUGUGGACUCAUUUCCAAUCCAAUGCAUUGCUUUCACGUAUCUAUAGGUCAUCAUAAUCUUUUACUUUGUUGAUUUUGACAUAUUUAACCUGCUGAGUUCUGUUUAUUUUCAUCAAGAGAAACCUUCAAAUCAUUGUUUUAAAAAAAUAUAUAUAUUGUUUGCAUUUUAAAAUCAAAAAAACUUUUUUUUUUCUUUAUGUAUCUUAAUAAAUUAUCUCUAAAAUUGAGUUUGUUUGUUUUUUAGACCAAAAUUUACUUCACAUCAGCUUUACCAUAGUUUUUAGAAUUUUAAAGAAAUAAUCAAAAAAUAUAAUGAAUAAAUAUUUUAGGCUUACAGUUUUAUUUUACUUGGUAUAGUAGCUUUUGCUUUCCUUUAAAUUUCAGUAACUGUGUUGAAUGAAAUUAUUAAAAAAUAUUAUCCAUUCCGCUGUUGACAUAUUAUAUAUUUAAAUAUUUUCAUAUAUACUUCGUAAAUUAAAUUGUGUUAUACUAAAAUUAAUUUACAAUAUUUCAGCUGGCCAAAUCACAGAGGUCACAAAAUGGCAAACACUUGCAAACACAUUCCAACACAGUUGUCGUUGCUUUACAGGUCAGCUGUAGUAAAUUUAGGAAAAUCUGCACAGAUGAACUUGUAUUAUAGAAUGAAAAUGUAUUUUGAUCAUAAGUUGUUAAUCUUAGCAAUACAAAAUUGGACGGAAACUGUUAAUAAAUAUUUUAACGCCUUAAAGGGUUAUGAUCUAUAUCAUUAUAUUUAUAUUGUUUAUAUAUUUUUUUACUAAAAUAUUGUGUUGCGUUGAUCAUAAAUUUUACUUUUGUAAUUUAAACUUUUGCAAUCUGUAAAUAGAAGAGUCAAUGAAUUGGUAAUAAUUUUUUAUUAAACCAUUAUGUUUAAAUAAAUUAUCUUUUUCUUUUUAUUGCACAGUCCAAAUUAGCGUCAAUGUCAAAUGACUUUAGACAAGUUCUUGAAGUCAGGACAGAAGUAAGUUUCAUUAUUUCGUUAUUAAUAAAGAAAGCAUGUGUUUAUCUUUAGAGGCUAAUAAUAAAGAGCUUAUGACUGGUUGUGCUAGAUGAUUAAGCAAGAAAAAAGAUCCACUGUCAUAGAGGGGUUCUUUGGAUACAUUCAACUUUUAAUUUUAAAUUCAUAUUACUAAUAUAAAAUUAUAAUGCAGAAAAUCUUUGAUUCAGUGCAACAUAGUUCAUUCAAUAAACUCUUUGCAUGCUGCUAAAUAGGCCACUACAGGGGAAAAAUGCAUUAAAAGUCUGGACAGAAGUUGUGUUUCAAUAUCUCAACUCUGUAGGGAACUGUGCAAAUAAAUAAUGAAAAUCUACUUAAUAGAAAGUAUCCGAUUGCAUCGGAAGAUAACUGUGGCCAACAUUGAAAACGGCAAUGACUACUAAAAAAAUCAGUAACUCAAACAAUUGAUGAAUUGUAAAUUUUUCAUUUUGAAAACAUUAAUUCACUUUUCAAAUCCAUUCCCGGUAUUUGGCUGAAUAUUUAAAUGAUUCUUGACUAGACUUUUCCAACUUAGUGCCCACAGGGGAUUCCCAAUCUAACAAACUCAAAGCUGCUGCCCCGUUUCUUCAGGGGUUGAAGGUGGAAUUUUGGGAGAUGCAAGGAAAAGAUUUUUCAAGUACAGGGGAGACAUUAGCUUUUUAGUUAUGAUAUAAAUUAUUAUUUAUUUUAAAACAUUUCUUCAUUAACAUUUUCCUUCAUAUAAGUCACAAAUAUAUUUUCUAAGCUCUACAAUUUUCUAUGUAUUUAAAUAAGAAAAUUAGAAGUCCAUUAAUUUCAAAUUUUAAAAUGCAUUGUUAGUAUUGAUGGGGUGUAAGGCUUAGGAAAACAAUAGUUGGUGCUGAGUAUAGCAAGCUUAGGAGGAAACACUGCUUAGAUUGUUCUUUGAAGAUUAUCAAAAAUGACUUAUGAAUAUUUAUUCACUUUUCUCAUGUUUAAAGUAAUUGUGCCUUUUAAUUUGUGUUCACUAAAGAGGGGAUUUAAACAUUUUCUUGAUUUCUUCUUAGAAUUUGAAACACCAAAAAUCAAGGAGAGAGCAGUUCUCAUCCACACCUGUAACAUCAUCCCUGCCCCCAUCAGCAUAUCAAGGACAUAUGAGUGAGUCAGUUGGGUUAUAGCAUUUAAAAAAAAGUUAUCUGGUUUCCUUAAGACAAAAACUGGUGCUCAGUUAAAUGAAUUACAUGUAUUUUAAAAAGUUUAUAUUCUCUGUAGCACUGCUCACAAUUGUAGUGGUUUUCUUUCACAUUUGUUUCAAAUCUUCCAAGUGGCAAACACAUGAAUAGUAUUUCAAUGGAACCCUUUCUUAAAAUAAAUUCACAUAUAUUAUUUGUUUCUUUUAAGUACCGGUACUUGAAGAAGGGUAUGAAAAAAUUCUUGUGCAAGACAAUCACAAAUUCACUAAAACUAGUUACACCUUAUCAACACCACAAAUUCACUAAAACUAGUUACACCUCUAUCAACACCAGAAAUUCACUAAAACUAGUUACACCUCUAUCAACACCACAAAGCUCACUAAAACUAGUUACACCUCUAUCAACACCACAAAUUCACUAAAACUAGUUACACCUCUAUCAACACCACAAAUUCACUAAAACUAGUUACACCUCUAUCAACACCACAAAGCUCACUAUCCACAAGAGAUGGACUUUUUUAAUUUAUUUUUUUAUUUUUAAAAAAGAAUGAUACUUUAACUAAUCACAGUGCUAUUUGCUUGUAAAACCCAGCUCUAAUAGGACACCAGCUAUUAAGGUUAAUGCAUUACUAAUGACACAUAAUUGUGCCACAGUUUUUAAUAAAAGCUGUGAAGUUGUUAUGGAAAUGAUUGACCACUUGUUCUAAUAAUAAUUAAAAGUUUUCUACUUACAUUUGGAUAAGGAGAAAAGAAUCAUCAUUGCAAAGAAAAUCACUGUAGUUCUUGUCAAAAAGUUGAUUGAAUUCCACCCCAACAAUUUAUAUUGACAAACUUGAAACAUGCUGUUUUUUUAAUAAUUUAUUUUAGAUGGCUCAGUUCUUCUACAAGAUGAUGCCAGCCACACAGGAAAUGGAGAUGUGGCUAUUGAUAUGUCAGGGGGGGCACGGGGAGGUCAACUCCAGAACCAGUUGCAGCUUAUUGAUGAACAAGUAAGUUUGGUUGAGACUUUCAAAAUAUCAUAACAGGAUAGUUCCAGGGCUUUUAAAAAUAGAAAAAUGUUUCAUUUGACUGAACUGUGUGGUGAAAUGACUUCUAUUGGAAGGUGUUGGUGGAUAACUUUCACAUGCAUUUAUCACUUACUCGUGGGCUUUGCAACACUUUUAGAAGUUAUAAAAGUUAAGGAUAUAAUAAUAAAUAAUAAAGUUCAUUUCAAAAACACGCUUCAUCCCCAAAGGCUCGAAGCGCGGUACAAAGUCAAAAAAAAAAAAAAAUCUAUAGUUUACCACAUUUAAAACAAACGCAACACGACAAAAACUAAUUACAAGCAUACAAUGGCAAAGUCUUUCUAGCCAUUUCAACCAUAAGCAACACAGCCAUUAUGCAUUAACUGGAAAAUAAUGUUGACAAUCAUCCCAGAAGGUGUUUGCGAAAUAGAUGUGUCUUUAAAUCGGUUUUAAAGGACUCCAGUGUCUGGUUGUUUCUGAGAUCGACAGGAAGGGCGUUCCAAAUUAGUGGACCAGCAAAUGCGAAAGUGCGCUUUCCGUAAGUCUCAAGGCAAACACGUGGUGUCGAGAGUUUGCCACUAUCGGAUGAGCGGAGCUCUCUAGUGGGUACAUAAGGCGUCAGCAGCUCUUUCAGAUAGUUAACACGAAAUAAUAAUGCCGAACCGAGUAUAUAUAUAUAUUUUUGUAUGCAUCGUUUCCAACAAUAUGAGAAUUCAUAGCCCAUAAAAUAGCUUAGCUCUACGUUUGCAUUUAAUUUAUUUCUAGAUUGUAUGGACAUUGGCCUAUCAUAAAGCCUAAGAUUCAUUAUAAUGGUUGAUUGCUUUGAAAAUAAAUUUUAUAUGAUCAGACCGUUUAAAACUUAACUUACCAGGGAAAUAAUCCCCAAUCCAGCUGCUAAGGGCUGUGAUUUCUUGCAUUACUGCUAUAUGGCUACCAGACUAUAUGUGAAAUGAUAAAAGAAAAAAGAAGUGAACAACUUUUCCAAUAGUCAUAGGUAGACAGGUCCCUUAAUCCCUUUCCAAUCCAACCACAAUGAAUUCAGAUGGAGGUAUUGGAGAGGGCAUGAGCUUGAAGACAAACAUCCAUUGUGCAGUUAACUUUAUUAGUCUUUACCAUAGUAGUCACAAGCAUGUCUGGAAAGUGUUGAUGUUAGGCAAUGGAUCUUCUCAUUUGUAAUUACACAAUGAAUUAUAAAAUAAGGCAUGUAUUAAUAUAGUAUGUCCCGACACGUUGCGUGAGAUAACAGAUAUCCAAACGGUACCUCACCAUCCUUAAGAUGGGAUGAAGUCUUUAGAUAACUAAAUCUCAAAAUGGCCAACGCGUGUCCCAGCUUGGAGACGGAUGGCCCACAUAUUGACAUUGCAAAACACGAUGAUCAUACUGAAUCAUCUCUUUAAAGGCAUGGUGUUAAAAAUGUAUCAAAAUAUAAGGAUUGAAAUGGAAUGCUUAAACAACUCACUCUGUUAGAUUUGCCGUCUUCAGUCUCACAAAGUAACGAAGUGGUCAUUAUGGUGCGAAGAUCUAGAUUUCUUAAUGAUAACAUGGUAUAUAAAGUAAUGGUUAUAUAAUUGGUCAUUGGCUGAUUUCAGUCUUUCAAUCCAGACCAAUGAAGUAAAUCUUUAGAAGCAUGAUCAAAAUUUUACACAAGUUAACUCACUCAUAGCAUAGGGGUGGGUAUUUUUACUGCACGGUUCAUGACACAGUUCAAUACUCUUGGGGGAUUGUUGACAAAAUUAAGAGGAUGAAUGAAACCAGGGGGAAUAACUCAUACUAAACAAUAAGAAAAAAGUGAAUGGGUGUUCUAGCAAGGUGUUCUUAAUGUAUCACUGUAUUGAAAUUUAAAAGAACCGACUAGAUUUCAUCACAAACUGAAGUAUAAUCUGCUAAUCUUGCUUGUUUCAGGAUGCUUACAUUCAGAGUAGGGCUGAGACGAUGCAAAACAUUGAGUCAACCAUAGUGGAACUCGGAAGUAUAUUUCAGCAGCUUGCGCACAUGGUUAAAGAGCAGGAAGAAAUUGUUGGAAGGUGAGCUUUUUUUGUGUUUUACUGUGUUUUUUUUUAAAGGAUAAAUGACAACAUAAAUGAUUCAAACCCAGUCACUCCAGGGGGCCUGGACCCUUUCCAUCUUGUAAACACACUUGAAAUAAUGUGUCUAAAUUAAGCAACAGCUUGUGGAAUUAUCAUUUAAAGAAAUUAUUACAUAGGUUAUAGUAUUCCAUCAAAAAUUUUUUUUCUCUUAAAUUAUGUAAACAAAUAUUGCAAUACCAAUGCUCUAAACCAGUGAGGGGAAAUUUUUGGGCUGUAGCGGGGGCCAAGAGUUGAUUUAAUAUUUCACUAAAACUAGUUGGUGUGGAGUUUUACCGAGAAAUUAGAUAAAUUUACGUUUUUCAUGAGUUUUCAUCUGAUGAGGAUUAUACACAUUUUUCUCACAUACCAUUUUUAUAGGAUUGAUCAGAAUGUAGAUGAAGCAAGCCAGAACAUUGAGGCGGCCCAUUCAGAGAUUCUCAAGUAUUUCCAGUCUGUGACAUCAAAUCGUUGGCUAAUGAUCAAGAUUUUUGGUGUACUGAUGGUUUUCUUUAUUAUAUUUAUAGUCUUCAUGGCAUAGGAGUUUUGAUUCUGGUUUACAAUGGCAGGUCUGAACCGUUGGACCUCAGGAUUUUUACAAAUAUAUAUAUUUUUUUCUAAAUUAAACAUCUUUGAAAUACUGUGAGCGAAACGUCGAGUGCUCACCCUGACAUGCUACGGGAAACCUUUAAUUCUGCUGAUGUUCCUCAUUGUGGCAGGAAUGAAGCAUUAUGCAGUAGUGUGACUGUUUCUGUCACCAGAACCUGAACCCACUGGAUACUUGUUGUCAAAAAAACAAUUGACGUUUACUGCAUGUCAUAAUUGAUGUGCAUAUUUAAGUCCUGUUUUAAUCAUCUCACUGAUUAUAUAGUGGCUGUAUUUUUGAGCCCAUUUUGAUUGUAUCUUGUUUAUCCUUCCCAUAGUGCAAAGAACAAGAUAUUCAAAGCUGUAUUUUUUGCGCGCCCCCCCCCCCCAAUUUUACCAAAGUCUACCUGAUGUAAGGGUCUAAAACAUACAAUUGAUUUCUAACCCCAUAUUUACAUAUUAAACUUUAGCUGGCCUUAUUGACCUUGAAUGACUCUGAAAACAGUUCUAACUUCUUGAUGACCUGAUGUAUUAAACUGAUAUUUCACAGAAAAGCCUAAAUGACUUCAUACUAGUUUGCCAGAUUUACUUGGCUGGUAAAGUGUGUCACCAGUAUUUCAGGUCUUGUUUUUUUUCCAUCAUCAUCAUCUAUACGGUCAUUGUUCAAAUAAUGGGUGCAGGGACCAUGCUCUAGGCUUUAUUUUCUGGUAAAAGGCAUCAUUUUCUUAGCUAUCUCUUUGUGAGAAUUGUAUAAAUUUUGACAACCCUAUUGUCUGUUAUAUAAUACAUAAAAAAAAUAAUGCCAACUGUCAAGGAAUUUAAAGAAAAAAAAUUUGCUGAAUAAUUUGUAGACAAAAUUUACUCUUUUUUUUUGUAACCCUUCCCAUUCCCACACUUGAAUCAAAAAUUAUUUUUUUUUAAAGUUCUUAAAUGAGGCCAUACCACAUUGACAUACAUUUAUUAACAUUUUUAUUUAAUUUCACUGUGAUGCUUCUUGUUCAUUACCAUUUAAAAAAUGCACAAAUGGAAGUGGAUCAAAAGCAAUCUUUGGACAAUCUGAACGACAAUUGAAAUAUUUCAAAUACAUUUUUAUUUGCUGCUGUUCAGUCUCCUCUGUGAAGAAUAAAGACGAAGCAUUUUGCCAAUUAUCGUGAACUUAUUUGCAGUUGGCUCACUUGACAUAAAUUUGUCACUUAAAUUGAAACGUGGCAGACCAUAAUUAUGGCAAUCCUAUUAAAAUAUAAUAUUUGCACACAAUCAUUUGGUAUAUUAAUUCUCCUUGAUAAUCUGUUGUUUAUAAAUGUGAUUGUACAGCUUAUGAUCAUUCAGUACCAAUACAAUUUUCUGGAUUGCUAGAAUCACCAGGUGUUAUAUAUUUUUUCACAAAUAUCUGAACAAUUAGUUUGAGCUGUGUACCAUGUUGAAUUCCUUGCACAGUGACAUAAAUGAACAAUGCAAAGACACUAGAAGAAAAUUUCAAAGUGCUAUUGAAUGCAAACCCUGGCUUUGAUUAUCUCUAACAAGUCUUUGACAGAAGAUCCUGUAGAGAUGGGAUGCAAAGCUUCCACCCAUUUCUGAAAGAUGAAUCUGAUAAUUUGGUGCCAGUGUUGACACUAUGAUAUUCUCUUAUACUUAUUGUUGAUAUGAAAAUGUGGGAACAUUUCAAACAAAAACUCUGUAGAUAAAAAUGUGUGUUGAUUUGAUUUCAUUUGUAAAUAAACUAUAUGCAUGUAUUUAUUUGAUUAUGAUGUAAAUAACUGUGAAAAUGUCAAGAAAUAAAUUAUGAACACAAGCUUGCUUCAUUUUUUUGUAAUUGUUAUGAGCAAGUCUCUCACCCCCUACAAAAAUAACACAGCAUUUUAAAAUUGUUGGGGGGGGGGGAUUACAUCUAAUUUUUUUUAUAGAAUAUUAAGAGAACUGUAGAUCAUAGAAAAUUAACUUGUAACUAUAUACAGUGAAAAUCGUUUAACAUAAAACUGAGGGCACCGAAAUAUUUCUUCGUGUCAAAAGAAUUUCAUGUUGGAAACGAUGCAUACAAAAAUAUAUAUAUAUACUCGGUUCGGCAUUAUUAUUUCGUGUUAACCAAUUUUUCAUGUUAA
This is a messenger RNA of Lymnaea stagnalis (great pond snail), 11263 nucleotides long. NCBI's taxonomy places the organism in Eukaryota, Metazoa, Mollusca, Gastropoda, Lymnaeidae. The record is from the annotation of a GenBank genome assembly.